AUUACCAGUAUAAUAUUGUAAUCUUUGGUCAGUCAGUUCGAUUGAUCUUAUUGGGGAGGUGUGUGUUUUUGUACAUAAUAAUGUGAAGACAAAAUGCAAUAUUUUAAUUUCUUUAUCACAAAAUGGUGUUCUUAGUUUAUAUUUAAAGAUUAAGGUUUUUGUAUUUUAAACAGUGUUUACGUAGCUUAAUCAAUUCCUGACGACACUGUUAUAAAAGAAAAUAUUUUAUUCAAGUGGCUGCAAUAUUAAAUGCGUAACUCACUAUGCCUGUAUCGAAGUUUAUCAAUUCACCACAGAGAUUGUGGGAAAAUAUAUCCUCAACAUUUGUGCACUUCGUUGAAAAGAUAUUUUUCUCCCUCGGAUUUGCGAUUGCUCGUCGCCCUUGGACUACUAUCGUCGUAACAUGGAUUUUUUUACUUUUAAGCAGCGCCGGUAUAUUACGAUUUUAUAUAGAAAAAAAUCCUAUGAAGUUAUGGGUACCACCAGAUUCAGACUUCUACUACGAUACAAAGUGGUACAUAGACAAUUUUAACAUCGGAUUUAGAUUGCAAAGGAUUAUAGUUACAGCUGAUGACAUAUUGGAUCCAAAAGUUCUAAUGAUUUUAAAUAAUAUGACAAAGGAUGUAAAUUCUAUCAAAAUUAAUUAUAAUAAUACAUCUAUGCUAAUAGAGGAUCUAUGCUUCAAAGUUCCAGUUGUAAAUUUUAUGAACUUAAACCAAAAUAGACCUGGAAAACAAGCUAAUGAUAAUAACAAUAAAACAAUCAAAGGCAAUCCCAGUGAUAAUGAUUAUUCAGAUCCUACUUUUUGGAUUGAUGAUGAUUUUUAUUGUGGGUUCCUCAAUAGCUUUCAAAUGAGCUGUCUACAGAAUAAUAUUUUAGACUUGUGGCAUAGCAACCCUGCUACUAUAGCAAAUUUAACUAAACAUGAUAUAGUAUCCAAAAUAAACAAAGUUAAAAUCAAUCCAGUCACUGGACACCCAUUAGAUUAUAUUCAAUUAUUGGGUGGCAUCAAACGUGAUGAAAAUGGGGAUGUGGUAACGGCUAAUUCAAUAUUACUGACUUGGUACACUGAAGUUAAUAUGUCUUCAAUUGAUGUAAAUGAAGUUGGCAAUCUUGUUGGCACUGAAGACUGGGUUUCUGUUCCCCUCGCAAUGUGGGAGAAUAAAUUUUUAGAUCUUAUGCAAAUAUAUGCUCAAAAUAAUACAGGUAUUAAAGUAUUUUAUGAAGCUGGUAGAAGUUUUGCUGACAUAAGUAGUGAUAUGAUGUUCCAUGAUAUUGAUAAAUUAUUUAUAGGAAUAAUUCUUAUGUUUUUAUACAUACAAUUUGGGUUGUCAAGAUUUAACUGGUUAGAAAUAAGAUUAACUUUAGGUAGCGUUGGGCUAUUAUGUGUAGGUAUGGCUUAUGUGACUGCAGUUAGUUGGUGUUCUAUUAUCGGUAUUCCUUUUGGACCUGUGCAUUCGUCGCUGCCAUUUCUUCUCAUGGGUCUUGGUGUGGAUGACAUGUUUGUUAUGAAUGCAUGUUGGAGAAAUUUAUCACCAGAAGAAUCAAAGAAAAGUCUUCCGACUAGAGUCGGUCUCAUGUUACAACAUGCUGGAGUUUCCAUAGUCAUUACAUCCUUCACAGAUAUUGUCGCUCUUCUUAUAGGAGCUAUUACAAUUUUGCCAUCAUUAAAAUCAUUUUGCUUAUAUGCUGCUGUGGGUGUAUUUUUUAUUUUUUGCUAUUCUGUUACAUUUUAUGUAGCAGUUUUUACACUGGAUAUUAAGAGAAUAGAAGUCAAUCGCAAUGGAGUCAUAUUUUGUUACAAACAUUCAAAACCAAUACAAACAUCUAAGAAUGAAACUAUAUUUCAACAAAUGUUCUCAACUAUUUACAAAAAUGUUAUAUUCACCAUCCCAGGAAGAGUAAUUAUUAUUCUUAUUACCUUAGUAAUGACAGGAUUCAGUAUUCAAUCCAUUCUUCAUUUAGAACAAAAAUUUGACCCAAAAUGGUUUAUACCUGAUGAUACUUAUUAUAAAAAAUUUUUGGACAACCAUGAAUAUUAUUAUCCGGAACAGGGGCACCCUGCAAUGGUGUUUUUAGGGAAAAUGAAUUAUCAUAAUGAAUUUCUGAGAAUAUAUAAUAUGACAAAAGAACUUCGUAAUCAAACAUAUAUUUCCGAUGUUACUGACUGGGUGGAACCAUUCUUUAAUUAUGUUUCAAACAACUACAAACGAGAUCUGAGUAAUAUUUCGAUAGUUUCAGAUGAAGAAUUUGGUACUUAUUUGUCGAGGUUUCUAUUCAGCCCUAUAGGUGGUAGGUUUCAGAUCAAUUUUAAAUUCUCAUCACCUAUUCGGUGUGGACUUCCUGCUUCGAAUAUAACAGCGACGUUAAUCCCGUUUAAAUUUAAUCGGUUUCAAGGUCCAGAAGAACAUAUUCCAGCCAUGAAUCAGGUUAAGAGUUUGGUAAAAUCUACUUCAUUUGAAACCGACGAUGGCUAUCGAAGUGUAUGGUCAAAAGCAUUUGCGAAUUGGGUUACUGACGAGAUAAUAGGAGUUGAAGUUGAAAGGAAUAUAGAGUUAGCGUUAUUGUGUGUAAUGAUUUGUACUGUUGUAUUGAUAACGAAUUUACAAAUGUGUUUGUGGAUAUUUAUCUGUGUACUUCUUACUAUUGUGAACGUACUAGGAUGGAUGCAAAGGUGGGGUAUGACAGUUGACAUAGUUUGUUGUAUUGGACUGGAGUUAGCUAUUGGUUUAUGCGUCGAUUACGCUGCUCAUAUUGGCCAUACAUUUUUAAUCACACCUGGUGAAUAUCGUACGGAGAGAGCGUUUAAAACUGUGACAUCUAUUGGUGGCGCAGUAUUGCUUGGUGGCGGUUCAACUUUGCUAUCAUUAUCUCUUCUUAGUAUGUCGAAAGCGUACACAUUCAAAUCGUUUUUCAAAAUUUUCCUUCUAGUCAUAAUUUUCGGUCUGUUUAACGGGUUAAUUUUCUUACCAGUGAUGUUAUCAAUAGUUGGUCCACGAGCAUACACUAAAAAGGAAACAGAUGAAAAACCACCAGAAGAGGUGGAACUUAAUAGUAAACAUCAAAUGAUAAUUCUUGAAAAAGAAACUACAAUCUAUGCUGAAUUGUCUGUGACAGGUUCUUAAAUAUUUCUCGUACUAUUAUAGAGAAUAAGUUUUAACGGUACUUGGCCGCGUAAUUUUUUGUGUCAGCAAAAAAAUUUCACGAUUAGAAGCAAGUUAUCGUUUAUUCCAUAUUUUCCUUAGUUCAUGUAAUUAAUCAAGCUUGUUUAUCGACUUAUAUUGUUUAUCGCUUUGGUGACAAUGUUAAAAUACUUAAUAUCCUUAAAGAAUAAAAAUGUUCAAUUUUAUGAAGAUGUAAGUUGUAGAGCUAUUAUGAUGAUUGUAACUAGUAUUAAGAUAUUAUUUUGUAAAUAAGUUUUUUAAGUAAUCUCAUGAAUAGUUUUGACAAAAGAAAAGCCCCCCUUACUCUCGAACGCAAUCUCGAACCAUCGACGUUGCAAUAGUUCCGUUUCGUACUCUUGUUUGGGUACACUA
This is a messenger RNA of Diatraea saccharalis (sugarcane borer), 3536 nucleotides long. The record is from the annotation of a GenBank genome assembly. NCBI's taxonomy places the organism in Eukaryota, Metazoa, Arthropoda, Insecta, Lepidoptera, Crambidae.